CGCCGCGCUCUGUCGCACUUGGACACGCACACGACGCAGAUGCUGCGGAAGUCCGGCACCCAGCGCCGGCAGCCGGCGCUGUGGCGGCGGUGCCGUAGCCUCCGCCAAAUCAAGCAGGUCCACACCCUCCUGGUCCUACAGGGCUUCCUCUCGGACCCCUCCGCGCUCCGCGAGCUCCUCUUCGCGUCCGCCGUCGCCGUGCGCGGCGCCAUCGCCCACGCCUACCACGUGUUCGAGCAAAUCCCGCAUCCGGACCUUUUCAUGUACAACACCCUCAUCCGCGGCGCCGCGCACACCUCCGCGCCCCGGGACGCCGUCUCCCUCUACGCGCGCAUGGCGCGGCGCGGCGGUGGUGGCGUGAGGCCCGACAAGAUCACCUUCCCGUUCGUGCUCCGGGCGUGCACCGCCAUGGGCGCGGGUGACACCGGGGCGCAGGUGCACGCCCACGUCGUGAAGGCUGGACUGGAGUCCGACUCGUUCGUCAAGAACGCGCUCAUCGGCAUGCACGCAAGCUGCGGAGAGCUGGGUGUUGCAGGUGCUCUGUUUGACUGCAGGGCGCGUGAGGACGCCGUGGCGUGGUCGGCCAUGAUCAGCGGCUGUGCAAGGAGAGGGGAUAUUGGUGCUGCCCGGGAGCUGUUCGACGACUGUCCUGUGAAGGACCUUGUCUCCUGGAACGUGAUGAUCACCGCAUAUGCCAAGCGGGGGGAGAUGUCACCAGCAAGAGAGCUGUUCGACCGAGCACCUGAGCGUGAUGUCGUGUGCUGGAACGCCAUGAUUUCCGGGUAUGUGAGAUGUGGCUCGCACAAACAUGCCAUGGACCUGUUCGAGGAAAUGCAGCGCAUGGGCAAAAAGCCAGAUGUUGUCACAAUGCUGUGCUUACUGUCAGCUUGUGCCGACUCCGGUGAUUUAGACAUCGGCCUAAGGUUGCAUUCCUCUCUGAAAGAGAAGUUCCCAGGAACUGGUUUCACUGUCGUCCUGGGCAAUGCACUGAUUCACAUGUACGCAAAAUGCGGGAGCAUGAAGUCUGCACUUGAGGUGUUCUGGGUAAUGCGAGAUAAGGAUGUCUCAACUUGGAACUCUAUCAUAGGAGGGUUGGCAUUACAUGGCCAUGCCCUGGAGUCUAUUGAUGUGUUCAAGAAAAUGCUGAAAGAGAAAGUCAGGCCUGAUGAGAUCACCUUCGUCGCGGUCCUUAUCGCAUGCAGCCAUGGUGGUAAGGUUGACAAGGGGCGUGAGUACUUCAAGUUGAUGCAACAGCAGUACAGGAUUGAGCCCAAUGUCAAGCACUACGGUUGCAUGGUUGACAUGCUGGGUCGUGCCGGGUUUCUGAAAGAAGCAUUUGAGUUCAUUGACACCAUGAAGGUGGAGCCUAAUUCUGUCAUAUGGAGAACGCUUCUUGGGGCUUGUAGGGUCCAUGGUGAGAUCGAACUGGCUGAGCACGCUAACAGACAGCUGCUAAAGGCAAGGAGCGAUGACAGUGGGGAUUAUGUGCUCCUCUCCAACAUCUAUGCUUCAGCUGGGGAAUGGUUGGAGUCGGAGAAGAUGAGAAAGUUGAUGGACGACAGCGGUGUCAACAAGGAGGCGGGUCACACGGUUGUAGAUGGCAGCGCAAAGGAUCCAAUGCAGUCUUUCAGACGCUCAAAAUCACAUCCUGGACUGAAAGGAUUUAUUGAUUAAGUAUGUCAACUUUUGGGCUCACAGCUUCUGGUAUGAAACUUAACAUCUAGCACCGAUAAAAUUGAGAUGUGCAUUUGAUUCCAA
Messenger RNA from Hordeum vulgare subsp. vulgare (domesticated barley), 1758 nucleotides. Its product is annotated as pentatricopeptide repeat-containing protein At5g15300. The transcript has a single exon. Gene Ontology annotation, molecular function: RNA binding; protein binding. The record is from RefSeq and is a predicted model, not a curated record. The coding region runs from base 40 to 1674 and encodes 544 amino acids. Gene Ontology annotation, biological process: RNA modification. NCBI's taxonomy places the organism in Eukaryota, Viridiplantae, Streptophyta, Magnoliopsida, Poales, Poaceae.